AUGUCUCACGUUUCAAUUGUAACUGGUGCUUCCAGAGGUAUUGGUAAGGCCAUUGCUCAAAUUCUUUUGAAAAACCCAUCUUCAAAAGUUGUGAUUGUUGCUAGAUCUCAAGCUCCAUUGGAAUCUUUCCAAAAGCAACACGGCUCAGAUAGAGUAGCAUUUGUCGCUGGUGAUAUUACUGACCCAGCUACUUCUAAGAAAGCUGUUGAGACUGCUAUUUCCAACUUUGGUCAAUUAAAUGCUGUCAUUGCUAAUGCCGGUGUGUUGGAUCCAAUAGGUCCAAUAGAAAACACAUCUGUUGAUCAAUGGAAACGAUUGUAUGACAUUAACGUAUUUUCUGUAGUUGAGUUAAUCAAACACAGUUUGCCACAUUUAAAGAAAACUAACGGUAAAGUCAUUGGUGUUUCUUCAAUUGCUGCCUUCACAGCUUUCAACGGUUGGUAUGCUUAUGGUUCUUCUAAAGCUGCAUUGAACCAUUUGAUGUUCUCUUUGGCUUCUGAAGAAAAAGAUAUCCAAGCCAUUGCUGUUGCUCCAGGUGUCGUUGACACUGAAAUGCAAAAUGACAUUAGAGAAAAAUUUGGCAAAAAUAUGAAGGAAGAAGCUUUCCAGCAAUUUGUUGAUUUACACAAGAAUGAAAAGUUGGUUUCUCCAGAAGAACCAGGUACAGUUUAUGCUAACUUGGCCUUGAAGGGUUGGUCAGAAGAUUUGAACGGGAAAUACUUAGAUUUUGAUGAUGCCCUUCUUAAAGACUAUCAAAUGUAG
This is a messenger RNA of Candida dubliniensis CD36, 762 nucleotides long. RefSeq names its product Fma1p (gene FMA1). Gene Ontology annotation, molecular function: oxidoreductase activity, acting on NAD(P)H, oxygen as acceptor. Gene Ontology annotation, cellular component: intracellular anatomical structure. NCBI's taxonomy places the organism in Eukaryota, Fungi, Ascomycota, Pichiomycetes, Serinales, Debaryomycetaceae. The record is from RefSeq and is a predicted model, not a curated record. The transcript is spliced from 2 exons. The coding region runs from base 1 to 762 and encodes 253 amino acids.